Branchiostoma floridae (Florida lancelet) is the source of this 1734-nucleotide messenger RNA. Its product is annotated as D(1) dopamine receptor-like. Gene Ontology annotation, biological process: chemical synaptic transmission; G protein-coupled receptor signaling pathway, coupled to cyclic nucleotide second messenger. The record is from RefSeq and is a predicted model, not a curated record. Gene Ontology annotation, molecular function: G protein-coupled serotonin receptor activity; neurotransmitter receptor activity. The coding region runs from base 1 to 1302 and encodes 433 amino acids. The transcript is spliced from 4 exons. NCBI's taxonomy places the organism in Eukaryota, Metazoa, Chordata, Leptocardii, Amphioxiformes, Branchiostomatidae. Gene Ontology annotation, cellular component: dendrite; membrane.
AUGGAGUUCGAGUACGUUUUACCCGGCGACAUGGAUGUUUUCGUGGACAACGCCACGACCAACGCUUCCUGUGGCAAUGGGACCGUACUGGAAGGUGCAGACAUCCUGCCAUCUGUUGGACCCACCGCUGGGAGGAUCGCUACAGCAGCCUUCCUCUUCCUGAUCGCUGCACUGACUGUGGUUGGAAACGGGCUGGUCCUGUUGGCUGUAGCCAAGCAUAGAAGUCUGCAGACUCUGACUAAUGCCUUCAUCAUGUCUCUCUGCGUCUCAGACUUGCUGGUCGGUGCCCUAGUGAUGCCCCCCGCCGCCCUGACCACGCUGUUCGGAGAGUGGAUCUUCCCGCAGCCCUUCUGUCCCAUCUGGGUGUCGUUUGACGUCAUGCUGUGUAGCGCCUCCAUCCUCAACCUGUGCGCCAUCAGUCUGGACAGAUUCAUCCAGAUCACGAACGGGCUUCAGCACGGGACCUACAUGACCCGUACCCGUGUGGCUGUCCUCAUCACCGUAGCCUGGCUCCUGUCCAUCCUGACGUCAUUUCCGCCCAUCAACCUCGGCCUCCAUGAGCACGCCGGCUUCCCUACCCUCACCAACCUGACCUUCCUCACUGUGACCCCUCAGUGUAUCUUUGACCCCAACAUGACCUACGCCCUGAUUGGUUCAAUCGUGACCUUUUACAUCCCUCUCACCGCCAUCUUGUUCACAUACGGGACAAUAUUCCGCGAGGCAAAACGACAAGCAGCCCGGGUGGCCGCUCUGAACGUACAACUUCGCAACGAGGGGCGGAACAACAGAGGAAGAACAGGUGCUAACGGCAUCACGUCACUGAAAGCCAUCCGUACGCUUGGCAUCAUCCUCGGUGCGUUCAUGAUCACGUGGCUUCCGUUCUUCAUCGCUAACGUGGUGCGCCCGUUUUGCUACUGCGUGUCCGGACAGGUGUUUGAGGUGCUCACAUGGCUGGGAUGGUUCAACUCAGCGCUCAACCCCAUCAUAUACCCUCUCUUCAUGAAGGACUUCAAACGUGUCUUCAAGAAGUACAUGCCCUUCUGCAAGCGGGACGCGGGAGACUCUGUACAUACAGUUCCAGAGGGAGCACAGCUAGGGAAGCCUGCGUACACGCGCUCGGAGUUUGUGAGCGAACAAGUUCCCGGCCCAGCCACCAUAUCUUGUCGGGACCCGCCAGUGUGUCCACCCGUCGCCCCCACCAUGCGCAGAGCAAGCGCGCCUCCGUCGCUUCAUGAACUUAAGUCAUUGCAAGAACCUUGCUUCCGGGGACCGGCUAGACUAUCUUUAACGUUAAAUGAAUGAAAACCUUUAUUGUACAUUUUUGCCCAACCGAGCUAAGCACAGGUCACCACAGGGACAGAUCAUACACCUAGUCUAACAGUUUGCCUUCUUCUCGCUCAGUCGUGGUGAUAUUCAAAAUGUAGGUUUGUAUGGGUUUAGUAAUAGUCGGUUAAAUGAAUGCUGCAUAGUGAAAUCUGGUGACAUCGACCACUUCUGAAAGAACGAAAAAAACGACUAGAGUAUAUAAGUAGACAGAUAGCCACUAUAGGCAGGAUAUUUUAUGAUUGAGUCAAUGAGAAAAAUGAUAUUGUCGACAAGCUAAAAUGACCCCAGUGUAUCCAAAUAUGUAAAUAUGGUUUUGUAGUGUGCAUGUGCACAUGUAUCUUGAAUUACUAAGUAAUCAAGAUAGACAUUUUAUUGUAGAUUUUUACAAGUCUAAAGUAGCCGAAGUUA